Molecule: messenger RNA, 205 nt
Organism: Dentiscutata erythropus
Lineage: Eukaryota; Fungi; Glomeromycota; Glomeromycetes; Diversisporales; Gigasporaceae
Source: the annotation of a GenBank genome assembly
AUGCCCAAUCCAAUUUGGAGUCACUUUAUUCAACUAGGACGUGUAGCUGGAUUUAAACAGAAAAGAAGAGAGUGCAAAUAUUGUCAGCAACAAUUUAAUGAUACUCUUAGAGCUGCAUAUGAAAAUAAUAGUGAUAGUAACAUAUCACUAAAUACAUUUGAAAUAUCUACUCCGGUCACAUCAAAUUUUGCGUUACCUUUAUCUA